Molecule: messenger RNA, 2309 nt
Organism: Linum trigynum
Lineage: Eukaryota; Viridiplantae; Streptophyta; Magnoliopsida; Malpighiales; Linaceae
Source: the annotation of a GenBank genome assembly
GCUAGAGUGUGUUACUAUAUUUUGUCAAAUAAUAGGAACACAAAAUGUUGCGACGCAACUUGCUUGCUUGUGUGAUGAUCAUCACAUCUCUUGCCUUUUCUUUUGUCUAAUUGCAUUAAAAGCUGCUCAUAGUGAUAUGAUGGGCGAAGUUAAUUCUUUCAAGUUUCAACAGGAUUAUUUUUAUUCUUUCUUUUCGUGUGAUUGUUCAUUUUUCAAAACCCUAAUAAAUGUUCUCUUGCCCAAUUUUCUGAUAACUCUCUUUGCAGCUUGAAAAGAAGAGCCCUCCCCCAAAGCAUGCAAUAGUUGAAAUGUUAAAUGACGUCAAUUUUGCUAAUGGAUGGGUGAAACAUACAUGAUACUUGAUACAUGGGUAUCUGAGAACCCUAAAAAAUAAUGUUGUCUUGAUCGAGAUGAACAUCUAGCGGCCCAAAAUGAAUAAUAAUGUAUUAACUUGAAGUCCAUGUACUACCUAGAAUUUUCAUUAAUUUCUUAAUCUCCUAAGCCCUUUAGGAAAUUGGGUAUGAUUUUAGAGUAAACAGUUGGAUUUACAAUUGUCCAAAUUAAAUUUUAAAUUUGGCAUCCAGCUUUAGGUAACCAAUUUGUGGAGCGGGAGCAAGAGCGAGAGAGUGACAACUUUUAGAAAAAAUCACUAAUGAGAGCGCGACGAAAGCGUCAUUAUUAUAUUCAAUUAAAUUAUUUUUAUAACUUACAUAUUAUAUAUUAUAUUAUAGAUUUAUUCAUAAAUUUUGGUUUAUCUCAUAAUAUUCAAAAAAAAUUGCAUCUAAAUUAUUUCUUUAAUAUAGCAUCCAAAUUCUUCUAAUGGAAAAUUAUUUCUUUUGUUUGAGGGCUUGUCCAUGAAUUACUUUACCCUUGCGGGCUCAGCCCGCACCAAAAACUUUCGAAUGGAAAAUUGCAAGCCCACUUAAGUGUUUUAAUUUGAGAUUAUUAUAUGUUAUUGGCCGAUAAUCAUAUUUUUUUAACCGUCAUAUUGACCAACGACUAAUCUUCCAACGAUCAUAUUUCCAAGAACUAUAUUUUUCGUCAUUGAUAAUGUCAUAUUUAAUUAGUGAUGGAAAAAAAUAUGUCCAAAUAAAAAAAAUUAUAUCAAAAAGUUCGUCUUAAUUAAUUAAUAAAUAAAAAUUGUCAAAAUAAAUUUACUAUAUCAACGCUAGAUUGAUUUUGCGAAAAAAAAUACCCUCCCACAAUACCAUCUUUUCCCUCUUACCUAUUAUGGCCAAAUCCAUCCCUCCACCCUUUUCCUCCUCUUUUUCCACCCUUUUUUCCCUUCCACCAUGUGGAUGGUCUGAGCUUUCUUCUCGCACCACGAGUGCAAGUGUGCAACAAUGGCGAAUUCCAAUCUGAAAAUGUUGAUCCUACAUCAAAUACGUGACCCAAACCCCAAAACCAUUAUGCAUGGAUCACAAUUCACAAACACACAAUUAGUAAAUAAAAAAAAUUCCCUUCAUAAGAAGCCAAACAAAUAUAGAACCAAUAGCAUGAACAGGUUUCUUACCUCAACAAGCCCAGAUACCGCGGGGGAGGUUAGUUCGUUAAUGUGGUUUCUUUGGAACGAAAGGAAUAACCAGCAGUUUAAUGGGAAGAAGCUGGAUGAGGAAGAGGUGGCGAUGAGAGCCCAAAACUGGAUUCUAGAGUAUAGACAUGAACAACAGGCAGCGGGAAGAAGAAGGGAGCAAGGUACAAGGAGAAAAUUUUGGCAGCCACCGGGGAUUGGAAUUUUGAAGGUGAAUACGGAUGCAGGGUGUUUGGGAGAGGGCGGAACAGGUCUGGGCAUGGUUGUGAGAGAUUGGACUGGAGCUUUCAGGUAUGCAGCAGCAAAAAGGGAAGCAGUGAAAUGGUGCCCAGCAGUCGCAGAGGGUCGAGCUGUGUUAUUUGCGCUGGAAAAGAUGAAUGAACAACAGAUGGGCCCCUUUGAAGUCGAGGCGGACUGCUUAACAUUGGUGAACACCUUGCGGCAGCAGAGAGUUGAUUUGACAGAACUUGGAGCGGUGUGCGAGACCAUUCUGCAGGCGGAGGGUAUUGAGGACUGUUACACCUGGAAGCAUACUCAUAGAGAAGCUAACGCUGUGGCUCACACUUUGGCACAUGUUCAGAUUGAUUUAAAUCAUUGUAAUAGUUGGAUAGGUAUCUCCCCAUCGUUCCUUUUGAACGAUCUGUACCUGGAUUCUAGCCAUUUGGCUUAAUUAAUAAAAUUACAGGAGGUGCGGUCCCUCCUUUCCCUAAAAAAAAAAAUAUAGAACCAAUAGCUCAACGGAUAAAUAAAUUUUUUCUAAAAAAAAAACCACUUAGUA